This is a messenger RNA of Coniophora puteana RWD-64-598 SS2, 2331 nucleotides long. Its product is annotated as oligopeptide transporter. The transcript is spliced from 32 exons. Gene Ontology annotation, molecular function: oligopeptide transmembrane transporter activity. Gene Ontology annotation, biological process: transmembrane transport. Lineage: Eukaryota; Fungi; Basidiomycota; Agaricomycetes; Boletales; Coniophoraceae. The record is from RefSeq and is a predicted model, not a curated record. The coding region runs from base 1 to 2331 and encodes 776 amino acids.
AUGCCGACAUCAGGCAUAAUGGCUCCCGAGCCCAUCGCGGAGGCACCAAGCUCCUCGACCUAUCAUACGGAACAGAAGCUGGAAUCUGAUCUUGGACAUCCGGAUACGGGGCAGAAACUAGAACGCGGGGCACCAGAGAGCAUAGAAUACCAAAACUCCUACUUCGACGACCCCAAUCUCGACCCCGCCCAGUUCCAAGAAAUCGAAUACGACGACGAAUCUCCAUACCCCGAAGUGCGGUCCGCAGUGGCAAACACAGACGACCCCUCGAUACCCGUCACGACCAUUCGGACGUGGACGAUAGGCCUCGCCUGGGCGAUCCUCAUGCCAGGCGUGAACCAGUUCUUCUUCUUCCGCUACCCGUCCGUGCCCAUCACCGGCAUCGUCGCCCAGCUGCUCUCCUUCCCGCUCGGCCGCCUCUGGGCGCGCUACGUCCCCCGCUGGCGCGUCCUCGGCGUGGCGCUCAACCCCGGCCCGUUCACGAUUAAGGAGCAUGUGUUGAUAACGAUUAUGGCCACGGUCGGCGCCCAGUCCGCAUAUGCCACCGAUAUCAUCGCUGUGCAGCGCGUCACCUACAAGCAAAGCUACAACUUCAGCUAUCAAUGGUUUCUUGUGCUCUCGACCCAGCUCAUCGGCUUCUCAGCGGGUGGCAUCGCCCGCCGCUUCCUUGUCACGCCGCCGAGCAUGAUCUGGCCCGCAACGCUCGUUCAGUGUGCGCUCUUCAACACGCUGCACUCGCAGCAUUACUCCGGCAUGGGCCAGCACAGCGGGCCCAGCCGCGAGCGAUAUUUCUUAUUCGUGUUCCUGGGGUCGUUCUUCUGGUACUUCUUUCCGGGGUAUUUAUUCCAAGCACUAUCUUGGUUCUCAUGGGUAACCUGGAUAUGGCCGGAUGACACCGCAAUCGCGCAGCUCUUUGGCUAUUUCCACGGCAUGGGCAUGUCGGUGAUCACGUUUGAUUGGAGUCAGGUAUCUUACAUAGGGUCGCCGCUUGCAACGCCAUGGUGGGCGAGCGCCAACGUUUUUGCGGGAUUUGUGUUUUUCUAUUGUACGAUAUCGUCGAGGACGUCGUACGACAACGAGAUGAAGCAGUACAACGUCUCGCGGAUACUCACGCCGGAGUCGACGCUUGAUCUGGAGGCGUACAUGUCGUACAGCCCGUUGUUUCUGUCAACGACGUUUGCGCUGUCGUACGGAUUGUCGUUCGCAGCUAUCACCUCGACGCUUGUCCAUGCGUUUAUAUACUUCCGCAAGCAAGUGUGGCGACAGGCACGACGGUCGCUCCGGGAGCAGGCGGACGUGCACGCGCGCCUGAUGAACAUGUACCCACAAGUCCCCGAGUGGUGGUACUUCCUCCUCUUUGGGAUCACGUUCGCGCUUGGGUGUAUCAGCAUCGAGUUGUGGCCGACGCAGAUGCCCGUGUGGGCGUUCGUUGUUGCGUUGUGUGUCGCGUUCACGUAUUUGGUGCCGUGCGGGAUGAUCCAGGCGAUUACGAAUCAGCAGGUUGGGCUCAACGUCGUCACGGAGCUUAUCAUAGGGUACGCGCUCCCCGGCAAGCCAAUAGCCAUGAUGAUGUUCAAGACAUGGGGAUACAUCUCAAUGACGCAAGCACUAACGUUCACGGCCGAUUUCAAGCUCGGGCACUAUAUGAAGAUCCCGCCACGGAGCAUGUUCUGGUGCCAGAUCGUCGCCGCGGUUGUCGCCGGCACGACGCAGCUGGCGGUGCUGGAGUGGAUGUUUACGCAUGUACCUGAUAUGUGCCAGACGACACAGAAAGACGGCUUCAUCUGUCCGGACACGGAGGUGUUCUCGUCUGCGUCUAUCAUUUGGGGCGUCAUUGGUCCGGAGAGGCAGUUCUCGGCUGGACAAAUAUACCAUCCUCUCCUCUUUUUUUUCCUCGUCGGCGCCGUCGCGCCCGUUAUACCCUGGAUAAUCGUCAGGAAAUACCCGAAUAGCUUCAUGCGAUAUAUCAACCCUCUGCUCUUCAGCGGGACGUAUUUGAUACCCCCAGCAACGGCACUGAACUAUGUUCCAUGGGCCAUCGUCGGAUUUGUCUUCCAAUAUAUACUCCGAAGACGACAUUUCUCGUGGUGGACAAAGUACAACUAUGUCACAUCCGCCGCGCUUGACUCGGGCCUUGCUGUAUCUGUGCUUGUAAUAUUCUUCUGCUUGCAAUACCCACGGAAUGGAACUAUCGGAGCUAACUCAAUAGGUCAAUGGUGGGGAAACACGGUCUUCGCAAUGGGCGCUGACUACGGGCCUGCUGGAGGCGGAACGCCCGUCCGACCACUGGAGCCUGGUCAGACGUUCGGACCGUCUCCGGGGACGUGGUAG